UAUUGGUGAACCAGACAACUUUGAGGAUGCAAUUGCUAGCAUUCAGAAAAUUGAAGCAGGAGAGUAUUAUGAUGAAAAAAUGGAAGAAGAAAAGGGACCCUCAAAUCAGCAAAUACAAGUGUUGUAUGCUAGUUUUGAAAAGUUGACUUCCACUCUUGCUGUUUACGUAGAGUCAACAACAAGGCCUCAGACUAUAUGUGAGGAACUUAGACAUAUUUCACGCAACUGUAUGUCUGAAAGGGUACCAAGAGACGUGAACCAUAUCAGUGUCUUGGAAGAAGAAGAAAAACCUACUAGAAACGAUGAAGCAGUAGUAAUGCCUGCAGACUACUCCUAA
Messenger RNA from Scutellospora calospora, 337 nucleotides. NCBI's taxonomy places the organism in Eukaryota, Fungi, Glomeromycota, Glomeromycetes, Diversisporales, Gigasporaceae. The record is from the annotation of a GenBank genome assembly.